Molecule: messenger RNA, 1750 nt
Organism: Nematostella vectensis (starlet sea anemone)
Lineage: Eukaryota; Metazoa; Cnidaria; Anthozoa; Actiniaria; Edwardsiidae
Product: cyclin-dependent kinase 20
Exons: 12
Coding region: 437-1480 (347 amino acids)
Biological process (GO): protein phosphorylation
Cellular component (GO): nucleus
Molecular function (GO): cyclin-dependent protein serine/threonine kinase activity; ATP binding
Source: RefSeq, a predicted model, not a curated record
GAUUAUUAUCAUUCAUAUUCUUUGCUGCAGUUCGUAUUCGACUUUUGUGGAAAAAAAAACUUUUAAUGAAGGCUAAUUUAUACGUAAAAUGACAUAAUACUUGCUUUUAAAAUCUAGAUAAAGCAAAUAUUGCUCUUUCUAAAGCCACAGGCAGCCCACAGUACACACUUGCAAAUGAAGUGCGCAUGAUCAAAGUUAGAAACAAAAUGGCGGUUUAGAUGAAUGUUUGUUGACAACGAAAUGUGAAGUUUUCGUCCUAUGCGAAUAACCUCAUCCAACCUGUUUGUUUUUCCCUAAUAUACUUCGUUGGAUUUUUCUUUAAAGACUUGGCAUGAAUUUAGGAACAUCCACGAUUGUGCGACGAAUAUGGGAGAAUAGAGCCAAAUAAAGAGCUUGUUUAUACUUACAGUUUAUAAAAGUUCUCUCACAUAAAAUUAUGGAACAAUAUGGACAGUAUACUAUACUCGGACGAAUCGGUGAAGGUGCACACGGAAUUGUCUUCAAAGCCAAGCAUAUUGAGAGUGGAGAAAUUGUAGCACUUAAAAAGGUCCCUCUGAGACGACUGGAGGAUGGCAUUCCUAAUACAGCUCUCAGGGAGAUAAAAUCUCUACAGGAAAAUGAAGAAAACCCCUAUGUUGUCAAGUUGAUUGAUGUCUUCCCACAUGGAACAGGCUUUGUAUUAGUUUUUGAAUAUAUGUGGUCUGACUUAUCUGAAGUUCUGCGCAAUUCAGAAAGACCGCUUACAGAGGCUCAGAUUAAGGGAUAUUUGUUGAUGUUGCUGAAAGGUGUUGCAUACUGUCACAACAAAGGAAUUAUGCAUAGGGAUCUAAAGCCGGCUAAUCUGUUGAUCAGCUCAACUGGCCACCUAAAGAUUGCAGACUUUGGCUUGGCCCGUGUGUUUUCUAAUGAAGGGGAGAGGCAGUAUAGUCACCAAGUUGCCACGAGGUGGUACAGAGCACCAGAGCUACUAUAUGGUGCCAGGAAAUACGAUGAAGGGGUUGACCUGUGGGCAGUUGGGUGCAUUUUUGGUGAACUUUUGAAUAACUCUCCCUUAUUUCCGGGUGAAAAUGACAUAGAGCAGUUGUGCUGUGUUCUGAAAACACUUGGGACUCCAAAUGAAGAGAUAUGGCCUGGCAUGACAGACCUCCCAGAUUAUAACAAGAUAACAUUCCCAGACAUGCCAGCUAUACCACUUGAGAAGAUUGUUCCGGAUGCCUCACCUGAGGCCAUGGACUUACUAAAAAGGUUCCUUGUCUACCCUUCGAAAAAGCGAAUUCCAGCGUCAGAGGCACUUCUGCAUCCGUAUUUCUUCAUGGAGCCCCUUCCAGCACAUCAUUCAGAGCUACCUAUUCCCUCCCGUAACAGCAGGAAGGCCUCUCUUCGGGCGUCACACGGCAAGCGGUUUGACAUCAGUACCAAGCUGGAGAAGUCGCUAGUCAACCCAGCACGACUUUUUCAUCAUAAUUUGAAUUUUCAGUAAUAAAAUUAUUUGUCCUAUUUCUAGGAUAUGUUUGCUUUCUAUCAAUUGAAAGUAUGCAGAGGUCGUGAGAGGUUUGACAUGUUCUUUGAAUUAUAAAGAAAUAAAGAUAUUCAUUGAUUUUAUUACAGGGUAUUGAAGGGUCAACCUUCCUUCUUUUACUCUUUUUCUUUGCCUCUUACAGUUUUAUCCCCGUUAACAUGCUUUGGCUCUUCUAUAGUAUGUAAUGUAUAUAGUUCAGUUUACAAAUAAAGAAUUGAUUGAUGCAUGAAA